Molecule: messenger RNA, 3893 nt
Organism: Betta splendens (Siamese fighting fish)
Lineage: Eukaryota; Metazoa; Chordata; Actinopteri; Anabantiformes; Osphronemidae
Gene: ipo8
Product: importin 8
Exons: 25
Coding region: 326-3385 (1019 amino acids)
Biological process (GO): protein import into nucleus
Cellular component (GO): cytosol; nuclear envelope
Molecular function (GO): small GTPase binding
Source: RefSeq, a predicted model, not a curated record
CGACUGCUGGUUGCCGGUUAAACGAGACAGGGCCGCGGGUUCGCAAAAGCUAGUCACGGUUCGACAGAAUGAACACUGGUUCUGUCUUAGAGAUAAUACCGCAAGUUAUUGCCGAAGCAUAUUAAGACUAUGUGUCUUACUAACGCGCCUUUAUUGUUAAACAAUUGAGAGACGAUUUUGUCUGUAAAACGAACAUUUGCUGCUGUGACAAAGGCCACAGUGCAGAAGAUCUAUUUAGCUUGGUUGGUUGUAGUCCUUUAGUGUUGGCUAACGCUUUAUAUAUAUCUUCGUAACAAAACAGAGGGAAGCAUAAAACUGCCCACACAUGGAUCCCAACCGUAUAAUCCAGGCUCUGAAGGGGACGAUCGACCCAAAUUUGAGGAUAGCAGCAGAGAAUGAACUCAAUCAGUCCUACAAGAUCAUCAACUUUGCUCCAACUCUGCUUCAGAUCAUAAUGUCAGAGCAGGUGGAGUUUCCUGUUCGCCAAGCAGCUGCCAUCUACCUGAAAAACAUGUUGGGUCAGUACUGGCAAGACCGGGAGCCAUCUGUGGGCGAGGUAGUCUUUCCCUUUAACAUCCAUGAGAACGACCGGCAGCAGAUCAGAGACAACAUUAUUGAGGGCAUCAUUCGCUGCCCAGAGUCCAUACGUGCCCAGCUGACCAUGUGUCUACGAACCAUCAUCAAACAUGACUUCCCCUCCCGCUGGACUGCCAUUGUGGAAAAAAUCAGUAUGUACCUGCAGUCUCAGAACAGUGGCAGCUGGUACGGCAGUCUGCUGGCCCUUUACCAGCUGGUUAAAACCUAUGAGUACAGAAAGGCAGAUGAAAGGGAGCCGCUGUUGGCAGCCAUGCAGAUCUUCUUGCUGAGGAUCCAGGAGCUCCUUGGUCAACUGCUGGCUGACUCCACCAUCUUCUCUGUUCUCAUACAGAAACAGAUCCUCAAGAUCUUCCAUGCUCUUGUACAGUACUCACUCCCUCUCCAACUGAUCAACAACACAGUUAUGACUCAGUGGAUGGAAAUCCUGCGAGCCAUUAUGGACAGAGAUGUUCCUGCUGAAACACUGGAGGUUGAUGAGGAUGACCGUCCUGAGUUAGCAUGGUGGAAGUGUAAGAAGUGGGCCUUGCGCAUCAUCACCAGACUGUUUGAGCGGUAUGGAAGUCCUGGUAAUGUCACAAAGGAGUACUAUGAGUUUGCGGGCUUUUUUCUGAAGACAUAUGCCGUAGGCAUACAGCAGGUCCUAUUGAAGGUGCUUGACCAGCAUCGUCAGAAGCAUUAUGUCACCCCUCGCGUUCUGCAGCAGUGCCUCAACUACCUUAAUCAAGGCCUGUCACACUCACUGACGUGGAAACGAAUGAAGCCGCACAUGCAGACUAUAUGCCAAGAGGUCAUCUUUCCCCUUAUGUGUUAUAAAGACGAAGAUGAGAGGCUCUGGCAGGAAGAUCCUUAUGAGUACAUCCGCAUGAAAUUCAACCUCUAUGAUGACCACGCCCUCCCAGCCACAGCUGCUCAGAGCCUCUUAUGUAAAGCGGCUCGCAAAAGGAAGGAGGUUCUUCCUCAAAUGAUGGAGUUCUGCCACCAGACACUGAUGGACCCCUCUGCUGACCCCCGCAGGAAAGACGGGGCACUGCACUGCAUUGGAGCUUUGGCAGAACUUUUACUGAAGAAACAGAUGUAUAGGGAGCGAAUGGAAGUGAUGUUGCAAAACUACGUUUUCCCUCUCCUUAACUCUCCUAUGGCUUACCUGCGAGCCAGGUCAUGCUGGGUGCUGCACUGCUUCAGCCCGCUUCGUUUCCAGAAUGACCUCGUACUGAAGAAUGCAGUUGAAUUGGUCAGACAGGAUUUGCUUGAUGACAAAGAGAUGCCUGUCAAAGUGGAGGCUGCCAUAGCUCUUCAGACUCUCAUCAGUAACCAAGAACAAGCCAAAUUAUACAUCAGGCCGUACAUCCGGCCAGUGAUGCAGGAGCUGUUGCAUGUGGUCAAAGAGACGGAAAAUGACGACCUGACCAACGUCAUUCAGAAGAUGAUCUGUGAGUACAACCAGGAGGUGACUGCCAUUGCUGUGGACAUGACGCAGAACUUGGCUCAGAUAUUCACCAGGGUCCUUCAGAGUGAGGAGUACGAGGAGAAUGAGGACAAGACUGUCAUGGCUCUUGGCAUCCUCAGCACCAUUGACACUAUCCUUACUGUCAUGGAGGACCACAAGGAGAUCACUCAGCAGCUGGAGGGGAUAUGUUUGCAGGUGAUUGGCCUGGUGUUGCAGAAGCCCAUCAUAGGUAUGGCAGAAUUUUACGAAGAGAUUCUGUCUCUGGCAUUCGGCCUCACCUGUCAGACCAUCUCGCCCUCGAUGUGGCAACUACUGGGUGUCUUGUAUGAAGUCUUUCAACAUGAUUGCUUUGACUACUUCACAGAUAUGAUGCCUCUUUUACACAACUAUGUCACUGUGGAUACAGACAUGCUCCUGUCCAAUCCAAAGCACCUAGAAGUCAUCUUUAGCAUGUGCAAAAAGGUGCUCACAGUAAAUGCAGGCGAAGAUGCAGAGUGUCAUGCUGCAAAACUUCUGGAGGUCAUCAUCCUGCAGUGCCGAGGCAGAGGCAUCGACCAGUGCAUCCCUCUGUUUGUGGAGGCAGUGCUGGAACGUUUGAUGAGGGGGGUGAAGUCCAGUGAGCUAAGGACCAUGUGCCUGCAGGUGGCCAUCGCUGCCCUCUACUAUAACCCAGCCCUACUCCUCCACACACUGGAUAAUAUGCAUUUCCCACACAACUCACAGGCCAUUACUGGCCACUUCAUCAACCAGUGGAUGAAUGAUACUGAAUUCUUCUUGGGGCUUCAUGAUCGCAAAAUGUGUAUCAUUGGCUUAAGUGUGUUGAUAGAGGUGCCCUGCCGGCCGCCAGUACUUGAAGGUGUUGUUGCCCAGAUCGUCCCUUCUAUCCUUCUCCUCUUUUUGGGUCUCAAACACCUCUAUUCCUCCCGCCUCAUCCACAAACCAGACCUACUGGCUCAGACAGAUCCUCAAGAUGAAGACCAAAAUGAGGAGAUUCCCAGUGAGGAAGAUGAAGUGAAUGAUAAUCGAAACAGCAUGCCAACAGUCCAGGGCUGUGCAGAUGAUGAUGAUGAUGAUGAUGAUGAUGAUGAAGAGAAAGAUGACUAUUGGGAUGAUGACGGCUUCGAGGGAACACCGCUGGAGGAGUACAGCACACCUCUCGAUUACGACAAUGGAGAAGAUGAGUAUCAGUUCUUCACUGCAGCUCUGCUUAGGGUUCAAAACACUGAUAAGGGUUGGUAUCAGUGUUUGAUGGCUCCUCUUAGUGAUGAUCAGAAGAAACAAUUGCAGGAGAUCUACAGCAUCUCACAACAGAGGAAAAGCACAGCUGCUAAGGGCCAGUGAACACCCGAACAGUCAGAGGACUGGGGAGAAGAGACAAGCUGCAGUGACCUGAUUUUAAGUAGAUUUCAUUCUACUCUGAAUCCUACUCCAGAUUUGACUAUGUUAUAGUUAAAGAUUAAUCUAAAACUAAAUCUUGUAUUUUAAUGAAUGGAAGUACAUGAAUUUCAGACCCGGUGCCCUGUACAUAACUACAGCCUUUACUGGAACAUUCCUAUUACCAGACUGUUGACCCGGGCAACCUGGUAUGUGUGUGUUACUGAGUGUGUGGAAUCCAGAGAAAGGUCUGCAUUAUAUCAAUUUAUACCUUCUACAUCUAAACGUCAAGGUCGUUUAGAUGUAUAAUGUACAAAUUUUCAAUGUAAAAAUCUUGGUUUCUAGGUUGUUGUGAAGUUCAGUCAUUUUAUCUAAGUUCCUGUUAUGAUGUGCGUGCCUGCGUGCCUGCGUGCCUGCGUGCGUGCAUUCAAGAAACUAAAAAUAAAAAUACAUUUGUAUGUUUGUACAGACUGCA